AUGGGACUAAAGCAGGAAACAGCUAGCAUCAGAUGGGAGCUUUUCAUCAUUAAGAUGAGUGGUAGUCCGCGUGUGUACAUGGAUGUGGAGGGCUGGCAGCGUUACCUGCCUCCCCUUAAACGACACAACAGUACGUUUGUCCCCAAAAAGGACGGUGUGUGUAUGGUGGGGGACCUGCUGCUACACAUGCCCCUGUGCCUCUACUGCAGCGUGGUCAACGUCGGCUGGAAGGUGGAUGGUCUGAAAGAAGCCCUCGCCGAUCCGGAGACGAGGUUGUACCCCCUGGAUGCCCUUCCGUGCGAGCUUCUCUCCCCUUUGCUGUACAGGCGGAAGUACAUCGCGCGGAUCGUGGACUCGAUCCAGACGCUCUGUCAGAUGGGUGUGGUCACCUUUAGCCCCAAGGGAAUCAAGAGAGAUUACGAAUAU
Messenger RNA from Aplysia californica (California sea hare), 426 nucleotides. Its product is annotated as general transcription factor 3C polypeptide 1-like. The transcript is spliced from 4 exons. Gene Ontology annotation, biological process: 5S class rRNA transcription by RNA polymerase III; transcription initiation at RNA polymerase III promoter. The annotation marks the transcript as partial. The record is from RefSeq and is a predicted model, not a curated record. Lineage: Eukaryota; Metazoa; Mollusca; Gastropoda; Aplysiida; Aplysiidae. Gene Ontology annotation, cellular component: transcription factor TFIIIC complex. Gene Ontology annotation, molecular function: DNA binding.